Messenger RNA from Corticium candelabrum, 7069 nucleotides. RefSeq lists its product as uncharacterized. NCBI's taxonomy places the organism in Eukaryota, Metazoa, Porifera, Homoscleromorpha, Homosclerophorida, Plakinidae. The record is from RefSeq and is a predicted model, not a curated record. Gene Ontology annotation, biological process: protein phosphorylation. The transcript has 28 exons. Bases 77 to 6862 code for a protein of 2261 amino acids. Gene Ontology annotation, molecular function: protein kinase activity; ATP binding; protein binding. Gene Ontology annotation, cellular component: plasma membrane.
AGAGCACACAGCCACUACUUCAACUGCAUGUGCAAAUUCUGAGUUACAGUCUACAACACAGGAAGAUGAGAAAAUCAUGUCUCAGUCUACCUUACGAAUUGACCCUAAAUGGGAAACUCAUUUGAGGCCCCAAUACAUGGAGGUGGUAAUACUCUUAUGUCCAAGUUGGCAUCACCUUACCUCCAGACUUUAUAGCAAACAUCUUCUCACUGCAUCGGAGGAGGAAGAGUUCAACAAAUUGUCUAAGUCCAAGUCAGAAGAAGAAGUGGCAAAGGAAAUUUUGGGUGUGCUGUGCAAGCAAAGCGUCGGAUCGUUUGAGAAAUUUUGUGAAGUUCUCAGUGAUGUUGGAGAUUCUACUUUAGAUGAUCUGGUCAAGCGACUUCGUCAAGACAGCAUUGAGAACAAUGCGGAGCACACUAAACCAGCAGUCUCGCCCAUUGCUUCAGCUUCAUGUGCACAUUCUGAGUUACAGUCUACAACACAGGAAGAUGAGAAAAUCACGUCUCAAUCGACUUUAGUGGAAAUGAAAGGUGGAGACACACAAACAGACACUGAGAGUGUGACACAGCCAUUAGUGAUGUGUGAGCAUGCAUGGCUCUCACUCAUGUCUCGUGUUGAGCCGUGGUCAGCUAUUCGAAUGAAUUACUCUUUCCUGUCUCGAUGCCUUUGUUUUACCACUGAAUUUCUCGGCUGUCUGUAUGAACGGUUUCUCAUAUCCAAAGACGACUUCGAUGCUCUAAAGAACAACCGUCUCACUCAAGAAGGAAGAGUACAUCUACUUGUCAUUGAUAUUCUUCCCACUAAACCGAUUGUGAUGUUUCCCACAUUCUGCAACAUUCUUCGUGUUGUCGGUCAGUCACAUGUUGCUGACAAGCUGGAAGAGGAUCCUGUGAAAGUUUCUCUCUUUCCACAAGGGACAACAAGGUCACAAGAAACUGUGAGUCUUCAAAGGCAAGUGGAGCUGCUGCUUGUUAAAGUGUCUCAACUAGACAGGGAAAGAAGAGUAGCCGAGGAAAUGGCAAAACAGGAGAGACGACGAGCUGAUGCUGAAAAGAUACGAGCAGAUGCUGCAGAAACACGAGCUUGUAAUGAGAAAACUCGAGCAGAUAGUGCAGAGGCUCGAGCAGAUAGUGCAGAGGCUCGAGCAGAUAGUGCAGAGGCUCGAGCAGAUAGUGCAGAAACACGAGCAGAUGGUGCAGAGGCACGAGUGAAGGAAGUGGAGACAGAAAAGAUGGGAAUUGAAUGGACAAAUUUGUCAUUUCGAUGUUAUCAUCAACGUCCAGAUAAUUACAAGCAGAAUGCAUUACCAACAGGCUGGGAGAUGAGAAGGACUGAUGAAUGGAGAAUCUACUUUGUAGACCACAACACAAGAACAACAACUUUGGAUGAUCCAAGGGAAAGGAAUGUGAAUGUUGGGUGUAAUGAGAGACGAUUUGAUGAGAUGCAGUCACAGCAAGAGAAUGAAUGGGUAGGAACAGCUAUUCAUUGGGCUGCAAUUUACAAUCACGUGACCAUUAUAGAAAAGCUUUUGUCUCUUGGUGUUUCUGUUGAUAUCAAUGAUAAUGAAGGCUGUACACCACUGUGGUUUGCUGCUUGUAAUAGUCGUGUUUCUUGUGUUGACUUUCUUUUAUACCAUGGAGUAAGUCCUCACCAUAAAAGUCAGAAGAGAUCACCACUGGAUGUUGCUAAGCAGCAUGGUCGUAUUGAUGUGGUACAGAUGAUGGAAGAAGCUAUAAAAUCAAAUGAUGAGGAAGUGCGUGUGUGUGACAUUGACCAGAAAGAACAGAUGAUAAGUCAACUGAAACGACAGAUUUUUGCUCAGCAAAGACAAUCAGAUGGUGCACAUUGCAUUGACGUUGUGAAGCCCAGACAUGAGGAAACUAUGGAUGUUCUGUUGUCUGCUCUCUCUACUGCUAGAAUUGCAGCUGAGAAAAUUCAACAAUCAAAUGGUUCUACUGUCUGUCAGGCAUCAGGAUGCGCAGUGGAUCAGGAACGUGUUGAUCAUAUCAUCGGUGCUAUCCAACAAGUGAGCUUUAUCGGAUGGUAUGCUCUUGGAAUAGCUUGUGGACACAGCAGUGAUGAGAUUGAUCAAAUCCACCAACUUGUCCAAGAUGCUUAUAAAAUGCUAAAGCUUUUUAGCAUGAUUUUUGACAUGGCAUCAGGAUGUGCAGCGGAUCAGGAACGUGUUGAUCAUAUCAUUGGUGCUAUCCAACGUGUGACUUCUGCCAGCUCCACUGCCCCCUCUCCACUCCUCGCGCGCCCGUUAAGAGGGGCCGUGCAGAAGACCAUUCUCUAUCCCUACAACAUGGAAUACGUGAUAGCGAUUUGUUGUAGUUCUUUCUCGAGUCAUGUGAUGUCUGCCGCAUUAUUGGCUGUUUUUCUCAAACAAUGGAACAAGGUAGAAAGAUCAAGCCAUCUACAUGUGGUCUUCAGAGGCAGCUUGAUCAGGACGAACACUGUCACACUUUUGUAUUGGUGUCGUGCUUCUUUCGUAUUGACGUGCGUAUUUGCAGCAUUCAGUUUUGUUGUGCAACUACUACAAAUCUAUUGGUCAAAGACACUAGAUUAUUCAAAAAUUUUGUCAAGAGAGAACAUUUGGAGAAUUAUAAUUUCAAUGAUACAAAUGCAACAAAUAUGGCACCACCAAUACGUUAGCAGCUUGGAUUUUAUAUUCCGGCAAGCAGAGUUAUUACCAACACUGCAAGUUGGAAUGAAGUUUAUGUCUUCUGCAAAAGUCAAAGGCGUUUGUGAACUUGACAGCAGCAAACCUAAACAACAGAAAAAUUUUGGUGACUUUCCAACACUUUCCUUUUACAAAGAGAACUUCAGACAUUUGUUACAUGAACUUGGUUAUGACAUUGCAACUGAUGAUCUUGUUAUGUGUCCUAAGCAAACAGCAGUGACAAAGCAACACGACGACUUACAGUCAUGCACAGGACACAGUGAAUGCACUACAGUACACAGUGAAAUUGCUGUAGACCAAAACAGUGCUGGUAACAGCAAAGCAAACAUUCCCACAACUGUAGCUGUAGUCUGCUCUGAUGAAGGAAGUGAUAAACACAGGACUUACAUUGAAGUACAUACUCAGCAACAGAAAUCAGUAAUCCAAACGCGAGUGCAUCAAGAGCUUUUAGUAAACUAUCAACAUGGUAGUGACAGCUAUGAAGGUGCUUACAGAUGUGAUACUGAUCCUUCGGACAAAUCUAUUCCUGUAAAAUCAGUCCCAGGUAGGACAGACACAGUUCGAGAUUGUGUUCCUCCUCUUUCUUUUGGUGGGAUGAACAGCAUGGGAGAUCAUACCCAAAAAUCACUGCAGUCAGAAAGUUCAGGAUAUUCUAGUGAAUCAUCUGCAAACAGAUAUCAAUCGGUGAGGCAAGUUGGUACUGGAGAUUUCUCGUUACCACAACAUCAAGGUUGUAGAAGAGAAUCGAUUGCAGUUGUACACGUUCUAGACGUUGGCGGUAGUAAAUCUCUGAAUGAAAUUUGUCGGCAGUCAUUCAACUUGUUGUUGCCAGAGUUAGAGAAUAGUUACUUGAGACAGCCAUCUCAGUUUCAAGUCACUGUGUCUCAAGUGUUUGGUAUUGUAAAAACAAAAAUGAGUAGUACUGGUAGCAAUCGCAGUGAUACGACUGUUGAAUGGAAUCAGAAAUUAACGGAUGCUGAACCGAAGUUGAAUAUGUUACAUGUUGCAGAAUGUAUGAGUGGCAUACAGAGCCCGCUUUUACUUGUCGUUUCUUCCAAAUUUUUACAAGAAAAUGGUGGUAACCCUGACGUUCUAAACAAUAUAUUACAAGAAUGGACGAAUGGCUUAAAGCAGCUAGAUUUACACGUAGUAAUUGCAGAUGAGACAAGUGGAGACCUAAGAGGUGAUGAAAAUGAGGCCAAUGCAAUUACAAAGCUGCUUGCAACGUGCUUGAAAAUGUACAGGUACAAGUUGUGGUACUGGAAGGCGUCACAACACACUUUCUUGACAAAGCUGAGCUGCAAGAAUGAAAACGUUUUCUCUGCAUUAAAAUUCUCUGCAAUCGAUUGUGCAAAAGACGAUACCCUAUUGUUGCAAAAUUUUGAGAAAAUUAUCUUUGAGGCAAAGCAGGCAGGUGCACGCACUUUGUCUUUACAAACGGUUGUUGAGCGUCUUGGUAGCUCAAUGAUAGACAAACACAGUUUGUCACAAUUGAUCAAUCAAUUGGAACACAAAGGUCUUAUUUUGAGACGAUCAUUUGUGAGGUCAGGGUUGUCUACAGGAAGUGGACACAUAAUGAGCACCUCUAAGCACUUCAUUGAUGGUUUUCCUCAGAUAUUGAUAAUUAGUCCGAUGUGGUUUUGUAGCAAUGUAAGCCAAUUUAUUCAAGCAGUUUGUGAUCAACGCAACAAAGAAGAUGAGCAUCUCGUACCAUCUGCUCACAAUAGUGGUUUCUUCAGCGAAGAAAUUUUAAAGCUAGCCAACCGAUCUUUUCCUGGCUGUAUGCCUCAAGAAGUCAAGAAAUUACUUGAAUUAUCAGGCGUUAUUUUUAAUAUCGCCAAUUCUUUAUCUGGCAGUGAAAUCAAUCCUUCAGAAGUCUAUGUUGCAAAGUUGAAAUCUCCGUCUACAAGUACUCCAAAUUAUCGCUCUUCUUAUCUUAUUCCAGGCACUUUACGAGUUGAAAGUUUGCCUCUAGUAAGUGGUCAAGCUGUCUUUCCCAUAGUUUUGAGAGUUCCAGGGAUCCGCCGUACAGAUAUUCCAUUGACUGUUUUCUAUGAAGUUGUUUCGAUGCUCACAAAACGUUUUCCAUUGGCUGUCAAGUGUACACGAUAUGAGGCCAGGUUCAACGUCCAGCCAAAUCAUGUUCUGCAGCUUGUCUACAAGAGAAAUUACGCUUGCAUCAUGGCCGGCGUAUAUGUAGAAACUCAAGAUCCAACAUUCAUGUCAACAGCUACUGCUGUAGUGUGCGUGAGUAUUAGAGAUUUGCUUAGUUUUUACAUUAAGCAACAGUUAGAUGGGACAGUAAGCCUUCAGUUUGCAGCAGUCACCGAAUUUAAUUGUGAUGAUCAAGUUGUACUUGAUUUUGUUGACUUGGGCACUGCUAACGUGACGCCAACUGAUCAACUGUACUCAGUUGGAAACCAUCCCUUCUAUCCACCAGACAAUUUCUAUCUGUGGUUUGGCAGUGUAGGAAAGCCUACAUUUAUUCGAAAGCAUUUUGAUGAAUUACUAGUACAAUUGAAUGAUUCUUCAAUCGACAUUGUCCGAGCUGCAGUUUCUCUAUUUAAAAGAUGGGAAGUUGCACAAGCCGAGAUGGAAAAGCUAGUGCUUUGUGAUCCUUCUUCUAGAGCCUUUGUGUUCCUUUUAAUGCUUCAGAAACGGGGUGAAAGAGGAUUCCGCAUGCUCAAGGGUAUCUUAGAAGAUCCCUCACUGAGAGGGACACAUGAUGUCCAACUGCCUCAUCAGAAAGAACAAACUUCUGAGGGAUUGUAUUCCAAAUUAGAUUCUAGAUCACUUCAAAUUACAAAAGUUGAAGAACCAAAGAGCUUGUCAGCACAACUGUCUGAUGAAGUAGAAAGAGAUGGUCUGCCACAGAUCAAUGGUUCUGCCAGUCCUUCAGUUGCAAAUCAAGUGAAGACUGCAAGACCACGACAUCAGAAUCCUCCGGUUAGGUCAGCCAAUCAAAACACUAAAGGUUUGGGGCAAGACUUUUCGCAACACGAUUCUGAGAAUAAGGAGCCUGAACAGAUGAUAUCUCGAGGACAAGAUCAUUCAAAUGAUAGUCGUGUAAUGGUGAAAUCUAGUAGCUCAGUUAACGUUGCAAACGGUUCAACUAGGGUAACUUCAGAUCAAAUAAUUACUGUGUCUUCGAAUGGUUCUGAAGAAGUUGAAGUAUCUUCUUCUUUGGAAAUCAAAGUAACUCAACAAGAGAAAGAAGAACCAAAGGUUAAUCCAAUGUUUGAAUGUAAAUUUCGACACAUUCAAGAGGCGACAGGGCACUUUGAUGACAAGCCUCUUUAUGAAGGAGGGAAACGCUUGGCAUACGGCCAGUUUAGUACUGUUUACUUUGGAGUCUUGCACUCUGAACAAGCGCAUAAGUUUGAGGUUGCUAUUAAAAAGCUAAGAAAUGCGUCGAGUCUGAAUAGUAAGCAAUUGGAGUUAAGUCGCCUCAAAUUCGACACAGAAAUAAACAUUCUGACAAGGUACAUCCAUCCAAACAUAGUCAAACUACUAGGCUUCUCAAGUGAUGGGCCACAGCUGUGUCUCCUGUAUGAGUACAUGUCAGGAGGAUCACUCUCACAAAGGCUGGAUUGCAAGCAUAACUCUGCUCCCCUUGAAUGGCGUCACAGACUGACGAUUGGUCAAGACAUUGGACUGGCAUUGGAGUUCUUACACACAAGAUACCGUCGACCUGUUAUACAUCGUGAUGUCAAGUCUUCUAACAUUUUGUUGGGACCGAAACUGGAGGCUAAGCUAAUUGACUUUGGUUUAUCAAUUUUUGGUGAAGACCAACAAGAAGCUAGUAACAGGUCACGAUUAGGGACUGUCCCUUACUUGCCACCUGAGACAUUAUCCACGGGCAUUGUGUCGUGUAAGACUGAUGUGUAUGCGCUAGGAAUGGUGCUAUUGGAGUUGGCGACAGGACUGCCGCCGUACUCAAAGAAGAAAGCACAAGAUUUGAGGCAGUAUAUUAGUUACAUCGAAGGACAGAACGUCAAGCUGGUGAACAUGCUUGAUCCGAAAGCCAAGUGGCCAAAAGGACGGGAAAGCUAUCCUUUCGGUCUAACACUACUUGAUAUAGCCAAGUCGGCUACAACAGUCGAUUACAAACAGAGACCUGAAAUCUCAUCUAUUUUAGUGCAAUUGCAAGAGCUAGCUGAUUGUGUGGAGUCACAGUAGAGCAAAUUUUGCCACUUUAAAUUACUGUUAUUGCUUGCUGACAUUUUGUUAGAACUUUUUAAUUGAAAUUUGUAGUUGCAUGCAAACUUAUCUAAAUGUGCGCAAUUAUGUGUAGCCAAUGUAUGUCCAUUCUUGCUGUAGGAUGUUUGACUGUAGGAUGUCUUUAUCAAUUAUUCUUGUCAUUUGUGACUAGUAAUGAUUCAGAAA